This is a messenger RNA of Cuscuta epithymum, 1785 nucleotides long. The record is from the annotation of a GenBank genome assembly. NCBI's taxonomy places the organism in Eukaryota, Viridiplantae, Streptophyta, Magnoliopsida, Solanales, Convolvulaceae.
UUUCUAUGUACAGGGCUAAACUUCUGAAUUCGCGGCCCGAUACUCCCGUUGUUGGUCGCUUUGGAGGCUGUCGGGUACAGAGUUUAAUACUCGUGCUUAGAAGAUUUUGACUGUUCUGGUGAUAAUAUAUGGCCCAUCAACUAUAAGUUUAAAACAUGUGGCAUGCCGGAGUUUGGUCCUUUGAAAUGCAAUGGUGCUAUAGUUGAAUCAAUACAAAGUGUAGAAGGUGACGGUUCCAACAAUGCACUGUGAUUGAAGGGUUCAAACCGUUUGUCGCAAUGUUAUGGAAUUACCGCGGGAAACAAUUAAUGAUCUUUCUCCUCGGGUACUCAUUGAAACAAAUUUCCAAGUGUUUUGUGGUUAGCUCUAUUUUUAGGUUGUUUUACCGUGCUGUUAAAACUAGAGUACUUUUUGUUUUUCAUUUCUGCUUUCUUUUGGAUCUGUUGUGCUUUCGUGUUCCAAGUGAGCAAUCAAUAAGCUUACAUUGUCUAAGAUAGUUGUAAUGAUAAUGAAAAAUAUCUUAAAGAUGACAUUUUUGGGACUCGAGAUGAGGCUGCAGGUUCAUUUUGUGUAGGUUGUCUUUAGAUUCAAUAAGUCACUGUGUAUAUCAUAUUUUACUAAUUCUGGAUCGAAACAAGGCCUAUUCUUUUUGGGUCUAUAGCCAUCUAUGACCAAUGUCUCAAGGUUCGGAGAAUAUUAAAGCAGGCAUAUGAUACCAUAGAUGUCCAGAUCAUUGCAUGAGAUGUUUGCUUCCAAACACCGUCGGGUAGAAUGUGAAAGCUCCCAGCUAUUCAGUGCAAUCAUAGAUAUAACCCGCAUGCAAUCACGUCCCGGGUUGAGCUUGUUAACAUGCCGAAGGUUGUCUAAAAAUUCUUUGAUAUUACUCAUUAUUUCCGAAGAACUUGAAUCCCAAUUAGAUCCAACAAGAUUAAUAGUAGUUUUAACUACGGAAGAGAUGUUUGUGAUCCCCCAUUUUCUUCCUAGGAGAUACGGGGUAAGAAGUAAAGUUCGUGCUAGGGGUGCCGAAAUUUCGAGCAGGGGAUCCUUAUUUCCAUCUUGAGAGUCUCAUAUCCCCAACAAGGUGAAAUUUUGAAUGUUGGCCUCGAAACGACUCAAUCCACAACAUGAUCUUAAAGGACAAUUUUACAAAAGAGGACAACCUGCUAUAAUCUUGUCGAGUAUGUCCUGUGGCAACUCUAUGUCCUCAAGGUACAAUCUACCCAAAGAAGGCCAAUCAACUACAGUUAAAGGAGCCAUGAUGCAUCAUCUCAACCACAAGUCUUUCAGGAAUGGAUAAUCAAAUAUCAAAUUUGGUAGCUUGUAUAUAUCUUUGGAGGGGGGGGGGGAUUUAGCAGCAAACUAAAUUCAAACACAUCAGAUUUGAGAGCAUAAACAACUCAACAAAAAGAUCUGCAGCAAAACAUUCGUAGUAGGUUAGCUUGACUUCAAAGUUCACAACAUAUGCGUUAAAAACAACAAUGAUCCUAUAGAUCCCUGCUUCAAAUUUGCAAAUCUUCUCUUUUGCUUCUUUGUUGCAUAUGAAACCGGGUAGACGACGUUGAGCCCAGUACGACUUUGUUCGGGGUAGUACCUUUAUAAGUUCAUCAAAUGAAUUGAAUUUCUUAUCUAUAUUUUAUAAGUUUUUUUGGAUGAAAGGCAAAUACAUUAAAAAUCACCCAAAUAUAUUUUAUAAGUACCGUAUAUGGUUCAUUUGUAUUUUGGUUACUUUUGCUCAUAAUUUACAUAUACUGAUUUAAUGAUUGAUUCGUAGUCAGGGAUUUAAUU